Molecule: messenger RNA, 3655 nt
Organism: Gossypium raimondii (Peruvian cotton)
Lineage: Eukaryota; Viridiplantae; Streptophyta; Magnoliopsida; Malvales; Malvaceae
Exons: 13
Coding region: 162-3542 (1126 amino acids)
Source: RefSeq, a predicted model, not a curated record
UGACUACUAUGGUUGUGGUGGUUGACCUGAGCUUUUCUCCACUUCUUCAAACUUAAAUAACCAUCGGAAUUCAAAUACAUAAAAGCUGUUACUAAAGCUCUCAACAACUUGGGACCUGUCUUUACUUUUUUUCCUUCUUGUUGGUUGAAUUAUGAAAGUAAAUGGCAAUUCCUGAAAUGGGGUUGUUCAAGUUUCUUAAACUGAGUUUCUUUGUUGCAGCAACGGUGGUUGGUGCACUCAACUUUACUGAGUCAGCUGUUUACAUUCAUUUCGAUCAAACUCCCCCACCAUGGUCAAGGUUCUCUACCAGUAUUUUUAGGUACUCAUUUGAAAGGCCUGAUGGUUCCAAGGCUUGCAGGAACAAUAGUUGUUCUAUUUAUUGUGAGUUGGAUGGCCAGAGAUUGAAACCAUGUCAUGUUGGUAACUUAGUACUGAAAAACUUAACUGCAAAUCGUAAGCACAACUUCCUUCUCAACGUCACAACCCAUAAUGGAGACAAAAACUCUUCAGCUUAUUCAUGGUUUAUUGAUACAAUCCCACCAACAGCUAAGAUUUCAAGUGAACAGAAUUACACCAAUGCUGAAAAAAUUACAGUUGACAUCACAUUCAGUGAAGCUUGCACUCGACAUGGUGGCUUCAGUUGUCUGAACUCAUCAAACUGUGAUGUCAUUGUUGAUGGUCCAGCACAUGUCCAGCCAUCAUCACUGAGCACCAUCGAACCUAACAUUAAAUACAGUUUCCUACUGGUUCUGCCCUUCAAAAGUAUGUAUGGGCGUGUUGUGGUUACACUGGCUGAUGAAUUUUGUAAGGAUAGGGCUGGUAACAACUUUACAAGGAGCAAUACUUCCACCAUUAUCAUUCACUUUGAUAGAAGACCUGUGCUGGUUGAUCUAUGGUCAUCUGUUCCAUCAUAUGAGUUAGAAAUCAAUGGGGUUCCUCGAACAGUUUUUGCAACUAACGGAACAGAGGAUUUGGAGGUGUAUGUGGAUUUCAGCAUUCCGGUCAUAAAUUCAACAGAGCAGAUUCUAAAUGCAUUAGAUGUGAACUUUGGUAGUCUAAUACCAGUUAACCAGAGAACUCAUGGAAAUAGCCGAUUUGCUUUUAAACUCAAGAAUAUUGCAUCAAAAACUGAAAUAAUCACAGUCAAACUACAAGCUAGCUUAUUGAUUGGCAGAACAGGCACUCCUGUUUCACCUGUUAACUCGCUUGCAUUCCUCUAUGAUUGCAAGAAGCCUGGGAUUGGGUUAAGUACGAGUUCGGAAAAUGUUACAAAGGACUCCAGUAUCAAUAUAAUAGUUGAGUUCACAAAGCCAGUUUUUGGUUUCGGGGCCUCUGUGGUAGAAGUGAAUGGAGGGAGACUCAUAAGGUUUAAGGAACUUUCAAGAGCUCUUUACUCCUUUACUGUCAUGGCAAUAACUAAUAAUAUGGUGUCAGUUUCUAUUCCUGAAGGGAAAGUCAAUGAUAUUUCAGGAAAUAUGAAUGUGGCUUCUAAUAGACUGGAAAUUGUUCACUAUUCAACACCUGCAAUAUCGACAGCCCUACACUCAUUUGUGACUGCUGGAGUCUUAGCAACAACACUAGCUGCUGCAGCUCUUUCACUUGCCUCCACAAAUCUUGGAGCAAUUGCCAGAAAUAAUUAUGUUGCUUCUGAUCCAUCAAUGAAUCUACAUGGAAUGAUAGGACACCUGCAAGUUUUUGUCCUUUCUGACUGGCUAUUGGCUGACCAGCCCAUUGAAUAUUCUGAGACAACAAAAGGUCUCAGGUGGCUCAUACCUCGACAGAAACUUCCAUGGAAAAAGAAUGGCAGUUCGCUUUGGCCCAACAAUGUUUAUUUAGAUCUAGGGAGGUUCCUAAAGAGGCGAAGGAGAGCUUAUCAUGCAAUUGGCUUAAUUAACUGGUCCUACAUGCCACAAAAGUUACUAUUUCCAACUGAAAUUGAUCCAAAGUUCCAUGGAAGGCACAACAUAAGCAAAGAAAAUACUCCUUUUGGGCUACCUCUAAGUUCAAAUGAAUACUUCACCUUUUUCUUGAGAGGAGAGCCAUUAUCUGCUGGAAAUGUUGUCAAGAAACUGCAGAAUUGUAAAGGGUGGCAGGACAUGGAGAUGAACUUGUUCUGGCUUAGCAUAGGAGUCGGUAGUUUGCUAUUACUUCACUUUGUACUGUUAGUUUUCUUAAAAUGGAGGAUUGGUACAGCAGCUCAAUGGAUGCUUUCGGUUCCGAGAUUCGAGCUCCUCCUUUUAAUUCUCGCACUACCCUGUAUAUCUCAGUCUGCUGCAUUUGUAAUAAGAGGUGGUACCAUUGAAGGGAUCAUCACCGGAGCUUUGUUGCUAGCCAUCCCUGCAGCAUUCAUUUUAUCGGUGUGCCUUUUCCUUACAAUUGCAGUCUUCACAGGCAGCUUUGCUCAGUACAAAGAGAUCAUAUAUGGCAAUGCAGAGGAGCAAUGGCAUAAGAAACUAUGGUUCUUUAUUGUGGGAAGACCGGCUUAUGGAAAGUGGUUUUAUAUGGAUGGACUGCCUUCAUUGUUCCUUUCUUGCUUUGGCAUUCUGUUUGACGAUCACAAGGGCCCUCCAAUGUAUGUUUUUGUUGACCAGAAUGACACAAACACUGUGCCUAGGUGGGUUGGAAGUGGUCAAAAUGGGAUUGGAAGAAUGAGGGCAGUCAGCUCAGAUGACAGCCACGAAGAAAUGAAGAUCCCGUUGCCGAUGAGGUUCUUAGGUUGUGCUAGAUCUUCCUAUAUUGUUCUUGAUCUUUUAAGAAGAGUCUGCUUGGGAGUGAUUGCUGGGUCCUACUCAACACACAGAUCAAGCCAAAGCCUUUGUGCAUUGAUGGUCACACUGGUGCAGUUCAUAUGCUUAUUUACUCUCAAACCUCACAUCAGGAGAGGACUUUACAUUGUGGAAAGCAUUUCACUGUUGAGUGAGGCUAGCAUCUUUGGUCUGUCCCUCAGUAUGAAUAAAUCAAAUUCAAUUAGGGCAAAAACUUUGGGAUUUCUAAUGCUGGCUCUUCUUUUCCUUUCUUUUGUUUCUCAACUUGUAAAUGAAUGGUAUGCGCUGAUAAAUUUCAUUCUAAAUCUGUCCCAGCCACAUAAGAGUUCUUUUAAACUUGGGUUGAAGUUUGCUGCCAAGGGUCUUCUGUUGCCUUUCUUCCCAAGGAAGCAUUGGUCAAGAGUCAUACCUGGUUCUUCACAAGCGAAAUCAGUCUUAGUUCCAGUCCUUCCUCAAUCGAGGGAAACUGAAUUAGCAAGAAGCAAUCAAAGGGAACCCUGUGUCAGCCAAUUAAGUUCCAUGACUGCAACAAUAGUCCCUCUGAUCAGUCCAAGUUCAGGUUCACCAAUUAUUCAAGCUACAGGCACAACCGGAGAGACAACUCUCACCGCGCAAAAGAAAGAUAUGAAGAAACUAAGGCAGUUGGCAAAGGCAAGCUUCUCCGGGCAAUCAAAGGAUGAGGACACUAAAGCCAGCUAUAGAUUUAGGUUAGAAUCUUUCUCUCAUGAAACUGUCUCAAAUGAUCCUCAAACCUCAACUUCUAAUGUUAUGAAGUGAUGUAUAAAUUGUUGCUCAACAUUGUACCAUGGCAAAGAUCUUUUUGUUCUCUAGAACUGCUUUCGGCUACUGAUUUACUUUGAUAUAUAAUCUACUAAUCCUGUAUUUAGUCA